UCGAUUUCCAUUUUCGCCCGGGCGCAGAUAGGCGUCCGUUUUCUAUCGUAACGAGAAAUUAAACCAGUAAACGGACUCGCUGUUUCUUAUUACCUGGCGGAGAAUGCCACUAUAAUGGGGGUAUUUCACGGAAAUGGACUUUGUAGCUGUUUACAUUCGUGCAAAUUCUGAAUAAAAAAACACAUCCUGUCGCGCGCAAGCUAGCUAACGUUAGUUCACGCCAUACUGACCGUCCGGUGGUUUCGGUGAGUCUUUAAACGAGGGGUAUAUAAACAGUCCUACUGCGACACAGUUCUGAACAGCAAACAUGUCUGGGGCAUCCGUAAAAGUUGCCGUUCGAGUUCGGCCUUUCAACACCAGGGAAAUAAGCAAGGAGUCCAAAUGUAUCAUUCAGAUGCAAGGCAACACUACAACUAUCCUCAACCCCAAAGCCCCAAAGGAACCAGCAAAGACCUUCAGUUUUGAUUAUUCCUACUGGUCACACACCACACCUGAAGAUUCCUGCUUUGCAUCACAGAACCGUGUCUUCAAUGAUAUUGGAAAAGAAAUGCUGGAGCAUGCUUUUGAGGGCUAUAACGUCUGCAUUUUUGCUUAUGGCCAGACUGGAGCUGGCAAAUCCUAUACUAUGAUGGGCAAACAGGAGGAGGGACAGGAAGGAAUCAUUCCCAUGCUCUGUGAAGAUCUGUUUGAGAAAAUCAAUGAGGACAGCAACAAAGAGGAGCUCUCCUAUUCAGUGGAGGUCAGUUACAUGGAGAUCUACUGUGAGCGGGUGCGAGAUUUGCUCAAUCCCAAGAACAAGGGGAACCUACGAGUGCGAGAGCAUCCGCUGCUCGGUCCCUAUGUCGAAGACCUGUCUAAGCUAGCUGUUACCUCCUACACAGACAUUGCUGACUUAAUGGAUGCAGGAAACAAGGCCAGAACUGUUGCUGCCACCAACAUGAAUGAAACCAGCAGCAGGUCCCACGCAGUUUUCACUAUCGUCUUCACACAGAGAAAACAUGACAAUGAGACAGAUCUCACCACAGAAAAGGUCAGUAAAAUUAGUUUGGUAGAUUUGGCAGGAAGUGAGCGUGCAGAUUCCACCGGAGCUAAAGGUACCAGGCUAAAGGAAGGAGCAAAUAUCAACAAAUCUCUUACUACGUUAGGAAAAGUUAUUUCUGCCUUGGCUGAAGUGGAUAACUGUACCAGCAAGAGCAAAAAGAAGAAAAAGACCGACUUCAUCCCAUACAGAGACUCUGUUCUGACCUGGCUGCUGAGGGAGAAUCUCGGUGGAAACUCCAGAACAGCUAUGGUAGCUGCUCUCAGUCCUGCAGAUAUCAACUAUGAUGAAACUCUCAGUACUCUGCGUUAUGCUGACCGAGCAAAGAACAUCAAAUGCAAUGCUGUCAUCAAUGAAGAUCCCAAUAAUAAGUUGGUGCGUGAUCUGAAGGACGAAGUGGCUCGACUGAAGGAGUUGCUUCGUGCUCAGGGACUGGGAGACAUCCUGGACACCCCUAUUGGUUCCCUGACAGCUUCUCCAUCCUCUGGCGCUCUCUGCAGCCAGGGAGGUCUACAGUCUGUCACCAGCAUCCAGGAGCGCAUCAUGUCCACACCUGGAGGGGAGGAGGCCAUUGAAAGACUCAAGGAGUCAGAAAAGAUCAUCGCCGAGCUCAAUGAAACCUGGGAGGAAAAACUACGGAAGACUGAGGCGAUCCGAAUGGAGAGAGAGGCUUUGCUGGCAGAAAUGGGUGUGGCAAUUCGUGAAGAUGGAGGCACUCUGGGUGUGUUUUCUCCUAAAAAGACUCCACACUUGGUCAACCUGAAUGAGGAUCCACUCAUGUCGGAGUGUCUGCUCUACUACAUAAAAGAUGGGAUUACAAGGGUUGGUCAGGCUGAUGCUGAGAGAAGGCAGGACAUUGUUUUAAGUGGAGCUCACAUCAAGGAAGAGCACUGCAUCUUCCGCAGCGAGAAGAACGCCAACGGAGAUGUUAUUGUGCUGCUGGUGCCCUGCGAGGGAUCAGAAACCUACGUCAACGGCAAACGUGUUGAGGAUGCAAUCCAGCUUCGUUCAGGCAAUCGCAUCAUUAUGGGAAAGAACCAUGUAUUCAGGUUCAACCACCCAGAGCAGGCCAGAGCCGAAAGAGAGAAAACUCCAACUGCUGAAACUCCUGUGGAGCCUGUGGAUUGGACGUUUGCUCAGAGGGAGCUGCUGGAGAAACAGGGAAUUGACAUGAAACAGGAGAUGGAGAAAAGGCUCACUGAGAUGGAAAUAUUGUACAAAAAGGAGAAGGAAGAAGCAGAUCAGCUUCUGGAACAACAACGACUGGUUUACGAGAGCAAACUGCAGGAACUUCAGAAACAGGUGGAGACUCGCUCUCUGGUAGCAGAGACACCCGAUGAGGAGGAGCUGGAGGAGGAAGAGGAGGAGGAAGUGCCGUGGACCCAGCAUGAGUUUGAGCUGGCUCAGUGGGCCUUCAGGAAGUGGAGGUACCAUCAGUUCACCUCCCUGCGAGACCAGCUGUGGGGGAACGCAGUCUACCUGAAGGAGGCCAAUGCUAUUAGCGUGGAGCUAAAGAAGAAAGUCCAGUUCCAGUUUGUCUUGCUGACAGACACGCUGUACUCUCCGCUGCCCCCUGAGCUUCUGCCCCCUGAUCCAGAGAAAGAGCGUGACCCCAGACCUUUCCCUCGCACUGUGGUGGCCGUUGAGGUUCAAGACCUGAAGAAUGGAGCCACGCACUACUGGUCCCUUGAAAAACUCAAGCAGAGGCUGGAACAGAUGAGAGAGAUGUACGACCGUGCUGGAGAAAUGGCCUCCACUCACCAGGAUGAUGGGGAGGGAGCUUUGACAGGAAAUGAUCCCUUCUACGACCGUUUCCACUGGUUUAAGCUCGUCGGGAGCUCCCCCAUCUUCCAAGGCUGUGUUAAUGAGCACAUGGUUGACCGCACACCCUCUCCCACCUUCUCCACCACCGACUCUGAGAUCACCGAGCUUGCGGAUGAGCGACAGAGCGAGAUGUCCGACAUUAUAGAUGAUGAGGCGUUUGUGGACGACACCAGCUCAGACGCAGGCACAGAGGAGGGCUCGGACAUCUUCAGUGAUGGCCAGGACCCCUUCUACGACCGCUCCCCCUGGUUCAUCCUGGUGGGAAGAGCUUUUGUGUACCUCAGCAACCUGCUGUACCCUGUGCCACUUGUCCACCGGGUUGCCAUAGUAACAGAGAAGGGUGAGGUGCAGGGUUUCCUGCACGUGGGGGUCCAGGCCAUAGCUGCUGACGAGGAGGCUCCAGACUACGGAUCAGGAGUGAGACAGUCGGGAACCGCCAAGAUUUCUUUUGAUGAUGAGUACUUCAAAAAGAAUGAUUUUCCCUCUAAUGUCAUGACCCGCUCUGGCUUGUCCCUGGAAGAGCUGCGCAUUGUGGAGGGUCAGGGUCAAAGUUCAGAGGUCAUCACGCCCUCAGAGGAGCUCAACAGAAUUAAUGACAUGGACCUUAAACUGGGUAAUGUCACAGACACCAAGCUGAGCCUCAGUGAGGGGCUGGCAGGCCAGCUGGAGGUGGGCAGCAUCUUUACCUUCCGUGUUACUGUCCUCCAGGCCAGCGGCAUCCCCCCUGAGUAUGCUGACAUCUUCUGUCAAUUCAAUUUCCUUCAUCGUCACGACGAGGCUUUUUCCACAGAGCCUUUGAAAAACACAGGCAAAGGAGCUCCUCUGGGCUUUUACCAUGUUCAGAAUAUUUCAGUGGAGGUCACAGAGUCUUUUAUGGAGUACAUCAAGACCAAGCCCAUUGUGUUUGAGGUGUUUGGUCACUACCAGCAGCACCCGCUGCAUAUUCAUGGCCAGGACCUGAUCAGUCCUCCAACACCUUCAAGAAAAUAUUAUCCCAUUCCCAUGCCUCUGUCUAAACCAGUUCCAGCCACCAAGCUGAACACAAUCACCAAAUCAAACCUGGGUCUGUGUGUCAGCAAGUAUGACCUGCUCGUCUGGUUUGAGAUCAGCGAGCUGGAGCCCACUGGAGAGUACAUCCCAGCUAUAGUGGAUCACAGUGCAGGACUUCCCUGUCAUGGAACCUACCUCCUGCAUCAGGGGAUCCAACGCAGGAUCACAGUGACUCUCAUACAUGAAAAAGGCAGCGAGCUGCACUGGAAGGAUGUUCGUGAACUGGUUGUGGGCCGUAUCAGGAACAAGGCUGAAGUGGACGACAGCGCAGCCGAUGCUGUCCUGUCCCUGAACAUAAUUUCUGCCAAGAACAUCAAGUCAUCCCACAACACCAACAGAACUUUUUAUCGCUUCGAAGCAGUGUGGGACAGCUCACUGCACAACUCACUCCUGCUAAACCGAGUCACUCCUUAUGGAGAGAAGAUCUUCAUGACCCUGUCUGCAUAUCUGGAGCUGGACCAUUGCAUCCAGCCUGCCAUUAUCACCAAAGACAUCUGUAUGGUCUUCUACUCACGAGAUGCAAAGAUCUCCCCUCCCCGUUCUCUGAGAAACCUCUUUGGAAGUGGGUACUCCAAAACUCCUGACUGCAAUCGAGUGACCGGCAUCUAUGAGCUGAGCUUGUGUAAGAUGUCCGACUCCGGAAGUCCAGGCAUGCAGAGGAGGAGGAGAAAAGUCCUGGACACAUCAGUGGCUUAUGUGCGUGGAGAGGAGAACCUGGCCGGGUGGAGACCCAGAGGAGACAGUCUGAUCUCAGAGCACCAGUGGGAGCUGGAGAAGAUGGAGCAGCUACAUGAGGUGGAGAAGACCCGUCACCUCCUCCUGCUGAGGGAGAAGCUAGGAGAGACGGCUCCAGUGGAAACAACUCCCACCACCAAGUCCCUAAGCGAGACUCUGUCUCCCAGCCUGAGCUCAGGAACUCUGUCCACCUCCACCUCCAUCUCCUCGCAGAUCUCCAGCACCACCUGUGAGAGCGCCAUCACGCCCAGCGAGAGCAGCGGCUACGACUCGGCCGACAUCGAGAGCCUGGUGGAUCGUGAGAAGGAGCUGGCCACUAAGUGCCUGCGCCUCCUGACACACACCUUCAACAAUGAAUACAACCAGGUGAUCAACAGCAUCAGUGACUGCAAGCUGUCAGACAUCUCACCCAUCGGACGGGACCCAUCAGUGACCAGCUUCAGCAGCGCCACCCUCACCCCCUCCUCUACCUGCCCCUCUCUGUCUGACUCCCGCUGUGGCUCCUUAGACCAGAAGACCCCAGAGAACAGUUCUCGUGCCUCCAGCCCCUCCGGCUCAGAUUAUGAGAACUUCCCCCUAAUUCCUACUCUGGAGACGUCCUACCUUGCACGAGCAGGAAAGAAGGAGUUCUUAAACUUGCUGCCUGAUAUUGAAGAGAUGAGGCCAGGAUCUGUUGUCUCCAAGAAAGGUUUUCUGAGCUUCAUGGAACCGCGCUCCAACUCAUGGGUGAAGCACUUUGUGGUUGUUCGUCGGCCGUAUGUUUUCAUCUACAACAGUGACAAGGACCCGGUGGAGCGAGGCGUCCUCAAUCUGUCCACAGCCCAGGUGGAAUACAGCGAAGACCAGCAGGCCAUGCUCAAGACUCCCAACACAUUUGCUGUUUGCACAAAACAUCGAGGGAUCCUCCUGCAGGCCAACAAUGAGAAGGACCUGAACGACUGGCUGUACGCUUUUAAUCCUCUGCUCGCAGGGACAAUAAGAUCUAAGCUGGCGAGGAGACGCAGCGGCUUGACAAAGAACUGAGCGGAGCAGCACACUUGAACCUCCGGCUCUUUCUGAACAGCCUUUGAACAUACCAAGUGUUAACACUUAUUAAUCAUUGUGAUCUUGACGGUUUUCUCUUGUAAGUAGACUUGUGGCUUAAGUCUCCUUUCAUGCAACUAAAAGUUUCUGUUCCAGAGACGUUUUGCCUUCCUUGUUUCCUCCAGCUACCCCCCUCCUCCUGCCAGCUUUCCUUCUCUCCCAGCCUCUUUAACGUUUUGUGUUUGUUUUUGACCAAUGUUUGGGUCAGAUUUCCUUCUGCUUACUUGUCUCUCCUGAACUCCCUAACUAGUUGCAUGAUGUAGUAGUCUACUUGUGUGUGCACGGCUCGUUAGAAACAAGUUUUCAGUUUGCCGACCAUCUGUAAAAAGAAACGUCUGUCAGUGUUAUAUUUGUCUCCCAAAAUGACUUUUAUUUAUGUUUAUUUCUGAUAAUGUGCUCGCAUGAUAACUGCAGCAUUCCUCAGGAGAAAUUUAACUGAAAACAAAACAAAUCAAACAGCAAAUAGUUACAAUUAUCAAGGGAAAAUAUACAAAUAACUUCUUGUGAUGUAUUAGUUAAUGCUCUGCAAUGUGAAUUAUUGCUGCUAGUUUUUUUUUUUUAUC
This is a messenger RNA of Nematolebias whitei (Rio pearlfish), 6294 nucleotides long. RefSeq names its product kinesin family member 1B (gene kif1b). Gene Ontology annotation, biological process: vesicle-mediated transport; cytoskeleton-dependent intracellular transport; microtubule-based movement. The transcript has 48 exons. Gene Ontology annotation, cellular component: dendrite; cytoplasmic vesicle; kinesin complex. Bases 308 to 5671 code for a protein of 1787 amino acids. NCBI's taxonomy places the organism in Eukaryota, Metazoa, Chordata, Actinopteri, Cyprinodontiformes, Rivulidae. The record is from RefSeq and is a predicted model, not a curated record. Gene Ontology annotation, molecular function: plus-end-directed microtubule motor activity; ATP hydrolysis activity; microtubule binding.